Molecule: messenger RNA, 2326 nt
Organism: Chionomys nivalis (European snow vole)
Lineage: Eukaryota; Metazoa; Chordata; Mammalia; Rodentia; Cricetidae
Gene: Rpp40
Product: ribonuclease P/MRP subunit p40
Exons: 8
Coding region: 14-1105 (363 amino acids)
Biological process (GO): endonucleolytic cleavage in ITS1 to separate SSU-rRNA from 5.8S rRNA and LSU-rRNA from tricistronic rRNA transcript (SSU-rRNA, 5.8S rRNA, LSU-rRNA); tRNA 5'-leader removal; tRNA 3'-end processing
Cellular component (GO): multimeric ribonuclease P complex; ribonuclease MRP complex
Molecular function (GO): ribonuclease P activity; ribonuclease MRP activity
Source: RefSeq, a predicted model, not a curated record
ACUCGUGCUUAACAUGGCCACGCUGCGCAGACUGCAAGAGACUCCCCGGCACUUACUGGUCUGUGAGAAAUCCAACUUCGGCCACAACAAGUCUCGCCAUAAACAUCUCGUGGAGACGCACUAUCAUAACUACAGGGUUUCAUUUCUUAUUCCUGAAUGUGGGAUGCUGUCAAAAGAACUGAAAAGCCUGGUUAUGGAAAUUGGGCCCUAUUACUCUGUGAAGAGCUUACCUCUUCAUGAAUUAAUUACACAUGAAUUCAUCCAGACCUUUGUAAAGAAAGGUUCAUUCUCUGCAUUAACAUAUAAUGCAAGUAUCGAUGAAGACAAUGCUGUUGCCCUCCUACCGAAUGGAAAAUUAAUUUUAUCAUUAGAUAAAGAUACUUACGAAGAAACUGGGCUUCAAGGUCAUCCAUCUCGGUGUUCUGUCAGAAAACCUAUGAGGUUUGUUAUCUCCAUUGAUUUAAUGGAUUUAUCCCUUAACCUGGAUUCUAAGAAGUAUGAAAGAAUAUCUUGGUCCUUCAAAGAAAAGAAGCCUUUGAAGUUUGAUUUUCUUUUGGCGUGGCAUCCUACAGGUGCAGAAGAAUCAACAGUGAGGUCAUACUUUUCCAAAUACCAAAUUCAGGAGCAUCAGCCAAAAGUGGCCUUGAGCACAGUGAGAGAGCUGCAGUGCCCGGUGCUGAAGAGCAGCUCACUUACAGGAGAGCCGGAGGAAGCCUGCAGUGCCCUGGAGCUCCUUGACUGGCUUGGCGCUGUCUUCUGCAAUGCGGACCUGAAUAACCAGCCUUAUAAUUUCAUAUCAACCUACUGCUGUCCCCAGCCGAGCACAGUCAUAGCCCAAGCUUGUCUGUGCACAAUCACGGGUUUCAUACUGCCAGAGAAGAUACAGGUGCUUCUGGAACAGCUGCGUCACUACUUUGAUGAACCAAAGUUAGCACCGUGGGUCACCUUGUCAGUUCAAGGCUUUGCAGACAGCCCUGUUUCCUGGAGAGAGAACGAACAUGGCUUUCAGAAAGGAGGAGAGCACUUGUACAACUUCGUGGUUUUUAGGAAUCAGGACUAUUGGCUUCAGAUGGCCGUUGGGGCCAAUGAUGACUGUCCACCAUAAGAAAAUGCAGAAUGUAAAACUGUGUGUGUUUGUCGUCAUAUUUCCUCAUUGUGAAAGAGUUAUGUGUCACCCAGCCUUGUCAUAAGGAUUGACUUCUUAGACCGGCCUCUGCUUGCUGUCUGCUCUGCGGUGGCCCCUGGGCACGGGCUGCUCGUCCACCGAAUAGCUCUGAGCUGAUUUUUCUGUUGAUGACAGGGCAUUGCUUACUACAGAGUAGGAUAAGCUGGAAGAUGGGGACCAGCAGGAUUGGGCCGCUUGGUGAGGUUUUUAGGUGAAAAAGGAAUCCUUAUCCUUGGUCGGCCCAGUCAUGGGUGCUAUUCUCAUAGUAACUGUUCUAGUUUGAUUUUCUGUUGACCAGAGGCAACUUCUGGAAGGAAAGAACAGUUAUAGUCCUUCAUCAAGGGAAGUUGAGGCAGGAACUUAGAGACAGGAACUGAAGCAGAAACCAUAGAGGAAUGCUACUUUCUUUUUUUUUUUUUUUUUUUUUUUUGGUUUUUCGAGACAGGGUUUCUCUGUAGCUUUGGAGCCUGUCCUGGAACUAGCUCUUGUAGACCAGACUGGUCUCUUUCUGACUUGCUCGCCUAGCUUUCUUACAUAGCCCAGGACCACCUGCUUAGGAGUGGCACUUCCCACUGUGGGGCAGGCCCUCUUCCAUUAACCAGCAAUCGAGAAGGUGUCCCGCAGACAUGCUCAUGGGCCAGGCCGAUUGAGGCAGUUCUUCAGGUAUAAACACCUGGCUUCUACCUGAUAUAUAUGUAUACCUGUGGGGCUGGUGACACAGAGGGCAUGGGCUGCUCUCUGAGGGGAGGGCAUUUCGGAGGGCAGUUACCCCCGCUCCAGUCUCAUUAGGUCACGCUGAUCUGACUGUUGUGGCUGAAGGCACCGAAAGAGUGUAGGGAGGACUGGAAUGUGAAGUGAAAGACCUUUUCCCCUGUGGAGAAAACCAUGUUUGGCACAUAGGGAAUGCCACUAUUAGAAGGUAUGACCUUGUUGGAAGAAGUGUGUCACUGUGUAGGCAUUCUUUGAGGACUCAUAUGCUCAAGCUAUGCCCAGUGUGGUACUCAGUUCACUUCCUGCUGCUUGUAUGUUAAGAUGUAGAACUCUUAGCUCCUUCUCCAGCAUGGUGUCUGCCUGCAUUCUGCCAUAAUUCCCACAAAGAUGAUAAUGAAUUAAACUUCUGAAACUGUACACCAGCCCCAAUUAAAUGUUUUCCUUAUAAGA